Messenger RNA from Cryptomeria japonica (Japanese cedar), 1608 nucleotides. RefSeq lists its product as uncharacterized. Lineage: Eukaryota; Viridiplantae; Streptophyta; Pinopsida; Cupressales; Cupressaceae. The coding region runs from base 1 to 1608 and encodes 535 amino acids. The record is from RefSeq and is a predicted model, not a curated record. Gene Ontology annotation, molecular function: protein dimerization activity. The transcript has 5 exons.
AUGGCAACCCAGUAUGCAUUCAGUACAAGCAGUAAUAUAUAUACCGGGCUUCAAAAUGCUUGUUAUAACGACUUGGGUCAUCAAAUGAGUGUAAUGGGCGAUGAGAUUUUUGAGCUUCUUUCCCUUUCUCCUUACACAAGUACUGAAACCCAUUGCUACUCCACUUCCUCUGAACAAUACAAUAUGCAGGAUUUUUGUCAAUUAGAUGACCAGCUUUCUAGCAAUUCCUCCUUUCUAAUUGUGCCCGCACCUACUACCCAUAAUUCUUCCUCACACAGUGCCUUUAGAGAAUACAUAAAAGCUGAUCCAAAGGCUACCUCUGAUUUUUUCACUCCCGGUCAUAUUUUGCACAAGAGAUGUUUUAGGUUUUUGAGCCAAAUCGAGGAGAACAGAAAAAAUUCCUUGCUAAUGUCAAGUUUAAGGGAUUCUCGUGGUCGUGCUCCCAAUGAUAAUCAAUGUGAGAAAUCAAAUACUGGUUCUCACGAUAGGUCAAACAUUCAGCAUAUGAUGGCAGAGAGGAACAGAAGAGUCAGACUGAAAAAACUUUUCACAAAUCUUUACUCUCUUGUACCAGCUGGAAGUUCUAAGCCUGACAAGUAUUCAAUACUGGCAAAUACUGAAAAAUAUUUGAGGGACUUAAAACUCCGUGUUGCUCAGCUAGAAAACCAGAUCAAGACUUUGGAAGGAAGUAGUGGGUUCGAUUCCCACCAGCAGUCAUUUAAUUCAAAGAACACAGUCCUUUACAAUAGCGAUGGAAUUAUUUUUGAGGAAUUUAAGGAUGUGCCCUGCCAAGUGAAGAUGAGAAUAAGUGUAGAGAAAGAUGUGGUUUCAUGCCCAGCAGCUCUGAUAAGGAGGGUACUGGAUCAUUUGAGAGCAGAACAAUUGGAGCUCGUUUCAAUUCACUCCCAUGCAGAGGCAUCUCUGUUUCUUACUAAAAUUGUCGUCCAAUCAAAGGUGUAUAUUUUAAUCCAUCUCUGGAAGAGUUUGGGUGAAGAUAUCAGCAAUUUGUUCACAUGUGAAGCUGGAAGUGGUUCAGUUCGCAGCAGAGGCAGGCCUCAGGGUGGUGGUCACUGGGAUCGUGGUCGUGUGCGGAGAGUCUUGAGUCAACUAAGGUUUAUGUUUCAGUCUUCACCUUACGUGCCAGUCUAUUCCCCUCCUCAAUCGGCCAAUCUGCAGUUAGAUGCAAUGAACUGCAGCUCGUGGAAGAGUUUGGACAUGGAGAAGUGGUUGUUUAUCACUUUGAACAGCGAGAGGGGUGAGAGGUGUCAUUGCCCGCUGACUGCAGUGUUAAUGGAGGAAACCUCUCAUUGCCCGCUGACUGCAGUGUUAAUGGAGGAAGAGGGAGUUUUGAGUCAACUAAGGUUUACGUUUCAGUCUUCACCUUACAUGGCAGUCUAUUCCCCUCCUCAAUCGGCCAAUCUGCAAUUAGAUGCAAUGAACUGCAGCUCAUGGAAGAGUUUGGAUGUGGAGAAGUGGUUGUUUAUCGCUUUGAAUAGCGAGAGGGGUGAGAGGUGUCAUUGCCCGCUGACUGCAGUGUUAAUGGAGGAAACCUCUCAUUGUCCGUUGACUAUAGUGUUAAUGGAGGAAGAGGGAGUACGUGGUUUAUGA